AUGCCUGGGCCGAAGGAAGCAAGCACUGACAGCAUGAAUCAUUACUUGAAGCCGCUCGUUGACGAAUUGUUGGAGAUGUACAUUGGUGUAGAAAUGACAGACUCACAAAAUAGAAAGAUUGUUGUUCGUGCUGCAUUGAUGUGUGUUGCCUGUGAUAUCCCUGCCGCUCGCAAAACCUCUGGAUUUACUGGCCACAUGAGCACAUGCGCCUGUCACAAAUGUCAACGACAAUUCACGACUAUAAAGAAGACCAGCAAGCUUGACUACUCUGGAUUCAAGUAUAGCAAUUGGGUGAGACGCACGAAGACAAUGAAUCUGGAACACGCUGUCAGCUGGGCAAAUGCAUUGAACAAUACUGAGCGAACACGCCUAGAAAAAGAAAAUGGCACUCGGUGGUCAGAGCUUCAUCGGUUAUCUUACUUUGACCCAGUCCGCUUUACAGUUAUAGACCCGAUGCAUAAUCUCUAUCUUGGAACUGCAAAGCGAAUGAUUCAGAUAUGGCGCGAGUGUAACUACAUCAAUGAAAAGAAUCAGUUAACUAUGCAAGAGCUUGCCAAUGGUAUUGUUGUACCUUGUGGAUAUGCGCGUAUAACAAAGAAGAUUGCCGAUGGGUUUUCGUUCAUGAAAGCUGACGAGUGGAAGUCAUGGUGCGUCAUAUACUCUCCAUUUGUUCUGAAGCAUGUGCUCCCAGCCAAGAAUCUCGAAAACUGGAUUUUGUUUGUUGACGCAUGCCGCUUACUCACAAAACCUUCGAUCAAUGACAAAGAAAUAGACGAAGCCCACAGUAAACUCCAAUUGUUUUGUACAAGAUUUCAGACACUGUAUGGAAAAUCGGCCGUGACACCGAAUAUGCAUCUACAUCUUCAUCUUGGCGAGUGUGUUCAUGACUUUGGACCAAUUUAUGCUUUCUGGUUAUUCAGUUUCGAGAGAUACAAUGGCGGCUUCGAAUCAACAAUGAUGAAGAGAUUUUUGGAGAUAACAUACAUUGGCAGCUUCAUACAAUCUUUUGUCAACCAUCUUCCCCAGUUCGCAAUUGACUUUCUGCAUCGCAUUUCAAAUAGUCAAGAUCAAUUAGCAGCAUUGCAUCCAUCUUCUACUGCCAGUACCUUUUCUCUGUCUGACUUUGUUGAAUAUUCGUUAAACCCUCGUCAUUCUGCUUUGGGUUGUGAGCCAUUGCCCCCUUCAGUGUUUCCGAUUAAACUCGACCAAAGGAUUACAAUGUGCAAGGGACAUUAUGAAUGUUUACUGGAGUUUUACAGACACGCGUAUGGCAGUCACGAUCUUUUUGACCAUUAUUCAAACUGCGAGUCUAACCAGAUUUUUGUCAAUAACCGAAUUGAGAAAAUGAAACGGAUAUCUCUUCUUGGACAGGAAUACUCUUCUGGAUCUUAUUUCCGCGCCUAUUAUCUUGAGAAUAACAAUAAAUAUGUCACGCCUUUUUUUCAAGUCAUACUGGUUUGCCCCCUUUUGCAAACGCGUGUCUAUAAUAUAAAAUAUCAAUCAAACGGAUUUUUAUUCUAUCGCGAGAUUUGUUAUGAACCCCCAUAA
Molecule: messenger RNA, 1548 nt
Organism: Phycomyces blakesleeanus NRRL 1555(-)
Lineage: Eukaryota; Fungi; Mucoromycota; Mucoromycetes; Mucorales; Phycomycetaceae
Exons: 4
Coding region: 1-1548 (515 amino acids)
Source: RefSeq, a predicted model, not a curated record